GUGCCUCGAAACCAAAACAGGCUCUCGGGGCGUAAAAUCUAAAAAGAAAAGCGGGCAACUCAAAGAACGGGCAAAAGCAAAACAGAAGAACAGCGACGUUACGAGAGGGCACCGGUCGUCGUAUUCAUGACCACCAACCACCAUCACCACCACCGAUUCUCUCUGUAAACCCUAAUCGACGCACAAUCUCUCUGUAUCUUUCAAUUCCUCAUUUCCAUGGGCGCUUCGAUCGAGCUACUUGCGGUCGAAAUGAAGAACGGCGAUCGUCUCUGCGACGAUCGUCUGUGGGGACUCUGAGAAACUCGAGGAGAAGCCUGUGUCUUUUUUUUUUUUUUUUGUGUUUCUGUCUGCGUGGAUUCUUCGUUUGGGGGCCAUGGAAGCUUUGACGCAGUUGUGUGACCUGAUUGCGCAGAGCCCCGCGCAAUUUGCGGAGAAACUGGCGUGGAUUUGCGGCAGAUGCCCUCCGCCGGAGUUUUUCCUUGACGGAUCUCCUAGGGUUUCGAGGUCUCAGCUCAAUGCGGUUCUCGCCGUCGCUCGGUUUCUAUCUAAGUGCCCUAGUCACGAUGAUCACCGCCCCAAAUCGGUCAUUCUCGAGUUCCUACGGUCGAUUCCUUCGUCCUUCAAUCAAUCUUUCUGGCCGCAGUCGUUCAGCACUGACGCAAUUUCCUCUUUCUACUGCGAUUUCUUGGGGUACGUCGAAAAAGCCACCGAAUUGUCCCCGAAUUUCGCCACGGAGGUUGCUGGCUUCGCUGGCGAGAUUGUGAUCUUAGCGGUCAGUAAUGCGAGUGAAGAUUCAGGGAUUUGCAGGGCAUUUUUGAUUGCUCUUACUCAGAGUUUCCCGCCAAUUUUGCCUUCGGAUGCAGAUAGAUUGGUUUUGUGUCUCUUAGAUCAAUUUGCAAUCACUAUUCCCUUGUCUCCCAGGGAAGUAGCGCUGGUAGCAUCUGAAACGUCAUCGGCUCAGAGCUCGCCCAUUAGCUCAAAUCAUUAUCAUCCGAAUGAGAACUUGAGCCCGGGAAAUGAUGUGAGCCAUGUGUCGGGCUCUUCAAGCAGCGCAGCAUCAAGGACUGCCGAUGAUGCCACGAGUACUUCAUCCAGGGGGUCAGUAAUGAUGAAUGGGGGGAACAAUCCGUGGAAGAGUGGCAUGGAUCAAUCGAAUUCCAAUUAUGGUUCGAGUGAUGGGCCCAUGUUUAGGCAACAAAUUACCUCAUUUGAAGAAGAGUCUGUAGAGACAUUGGAGAAACAAGAGAUUGCUUAUAAAUUGAUUGAUCAUAUUCUGGAUAAAGCUCAUAUUGACACUAGGCUUUUGGAGCAGGUUAGGAUUUUAGCGAGAAAGCAGCUUCUAUCCUUGUCGGUAUUUUUAAAGAUAAGGAAGCGGGAUUGGACUGAGCAAGGGGUGUCAUUGAAAGCCCGCAUCAACCAAAAGCUAUCUGUCUACCAAGCUGUGGCUAAAUUAAAAGUUAAGAGUUUUGCGUCCAUUGAUUCAGAUGGAAAGUCCUCAAAGAGGCUGUUGCUUGAGACACUUGCAUUGUUGAUAGAUGCUGCAGACGCAUGUUUGCUCUCUGUCUGGCGAAAACUGAGAAUCUGCGAAGAGCUUUUCAGCUGCUUGCUGGCUGGAAUAGCACAAAUAGCUGUCACUCGUGGGGGUCAGCUCCUGCGAGUUUUGCUCAUUCGCCUUAAGCCCCUUGUGCUGACUACAUGUGCACAGGCUGAUACUUGGGGCAGCAGCCAAGGAGCCAUGUUUGAGAGUGUUCUGAAAACAAGCUGUGAGAUAAUUGAGUACGGUUGGAUCAAGGACCGUUCUCCUGUUGACACCUUUAUCAUGGGGUUGGCUACGAGUAUUCGUGAACGAAAUGAUUAUGAAGAGCAAGAUGGGAAAGAGAAGCAGCCCGUUCCUCUUGUGCAGCUUAAUGUUAUACGUUUGUUAGCUGAUAUGAAUGUGUCUGUAAACAAGCCUGAAGUGGUAGACAUGAUAUUGCCACUGUUUAUUGAAAGCUUAGAAGAGGGUGAUGCUUCAACUCCUAGCUUGUUGCGACUCCGACUUCUUGAUGCUGUAUCUCGCAUGGCGAGUUUAGGUUAUGAAAAGUCCUACCGUGAGACAAUUGUUCUGAUGACAAGAAGCUAUUUGAGUAAACUUUCAAAUAUAGGGUCUGCUGAAAGUAAAACAUUGCCCCCAGAAGCGACUACAGAACGUGUUGAGACUCUCCCUGCAGGAUUUCUUUUGAUUGCUAGUGGCCUGACCAAUGUUAAAUUGAGGUCAGAUUAUCGUCAUCGUUUGCUAUCAUUGUGCUCAGACGUAGGUUUGGCAGCAGAGUCCAAAAGCGGAAGGAGUGGAGCUGAUUUUCUGGGUCCUCUGCUUCCUGCUGUAGCUGAAAUAUGUGCUGAUUUUGAUCCUACUGUGGAUGUGGAGCCUUCACUAUUGAAAUUGUUUCGCAAUUUGUGGUUCUACAUUGCUCUUUUUGGAUUAGCACCUCCUGUACAGAAGAGUCAACCUCCAAUUAAAUCAAUUUCUACUACACUCAGUGUGGGAAGCAUGAGUACAAUUGCUCUUCAAGCAGUGAGUGGGCCAUACAUGUGGAACUCUCUAUGGUCUUCUGCAGUACAGCGUAUUGCUCAAGGGACUCCACCCCUUGUAGUUAGCUCUGUGAAAUGGCUUGAAGAUGAGCUGGAACUUAACGCUCUUCACAACCCUGGCAGUCGUCGUGGAAGUGGCAAUGAGAAAGCUGCUCUAACACAUAGAACUGCUCUUUCUGCUGCUUUGGGAGGGCAGGUCGAGGUUGCAGCAAUGAGCACAAUUUCAGGUGUCAAGGCGACAUAUCUCCUUGCCGUAGCUUUCUUGGAGAUAAUACGUUUCAGUAGUAAUGGUGGAAUUCUUAAUGGUGGUACCACUUUGACAGCUUCCAGAAGUGCCUUCAGCUCUGUCUUUGAAUAUCUGAAAACUCCUAAUCUUAUGCCAGCUGUCUUCCAGUGUCUGACCGCAAUUGUCCACACAGCAUUUGCGACAGAAGUAUCAUGGCUGGAGGAUCGGAUGUAUGAAACUGGCGCUGAAGCUGAAAUUAGGGAGUCUACUCUUUCUGCUCAUGCCUGUUUUCUCAUAAAAAAUUUGUCCCAGAGGGAGGAACCCAUUCGGGAUCUCUCCGUCAAUCUGUUGAUUCAGCUCAGGGAUAGAUUUCCACAGUUGUUGUGGAAUUCCUCUUGUCUGGAUUCGCUGCUAUUUUAUGUUCAUAAUGACUCACUUUCUACUAUUGUCAAUGAUCCUGCUUGGGUGGCUGCUGUUCGAUCUUUGUACCAAAGAAUUGUUCGGGAAUGGAUCAUUCUUUCACUAUCACAUGCUCCCUGCACUAGCCAGGGUCUUCUUCAGGAAAAGCUUUGUAAAGCAAAUACAUGGCAGAGAGCACAGCCUACAGCUGAUGUGAUAUCUCUUCUAUCUGAAAUACGAAUUGGCACAGGUAAAAAUGAUUGUUGGUCAGGCACACGAACGGCAAAUGUUCCUGCAGUUAUGGCUGCUGCUGCAGCAGCAUCUGGAGCAAAUUUGAAAUUGAUGGAAGCAUUCAACUUGGAGGUUCUCAGUACUGGUAUAGUUAGUGCAACUGUUAAGUGCAACCACGCUGGAGAAAUUGCUGGCAUGAGAAGGCUGUAUAACAGCAUUGGUGGAUUUAAUUCUGGCCCUCCACAAACAGGCUUUGGGCUUGGUCUCAGCCUGCAAAGGUUGAGAUCUAGUGCUUCUCAACAACUGCCACCUGAGAAUGAUUCAUUUAAUGAGAUUUUGCUUUCCAAGUUUGUGCGCCUACUUCAACAAUUUGUUAACAUUGCAGAGAAAGGUUUGGAAGUGGAUAAGUCUGCAUUUCGCGAAACUUGUUCUCAAGCAACUGCAUUACUUCUGUCAAAUCUGGGUUCUGAUUUAAAAUCAAGUAUAGAGGGUUUCUCUCAGCUCUUACGUCUUCUUUGCUGGUGUCCGGCGUACAUUUCCACACCAGAUGCAAUGGAGACGGGUGUAUUUAUUUGGACUUGGUUGGUUUCUGCUGCACCUCAGCUGGGAUCUCUUAUACUUGCGGAGCUUGUUGAUGCAUGGCUGUGGACAAUUGAUACAAAACGUGGUAUCUUUGCAUCUGAAGUGAGGUAUUCUGGACCUGCUGCUAAGUUAAGGCCUCACCUUGCCCCUGGGGAGCCAGAAAUGCAGCCUGAGAAGGAUCCUGUUGAACAAAUUAUUGCUCAUAGAUUAUGGCUUGGUUUCUUUAUUGAUCGGUUUGAGGUGGUGAGAUACAGCAGUGUUGAACAACUUUUGCUCUUUGGUCGGCUGUUACAGGGGACGACGAAACUACCCUGGAAAUUUUCAUGCCAUCCUGCAGCUACUGGUACAAUUUUCACUGUCAUGCUUCUUGGGCUUAAGUUCUGCUCAUGCCAGUUCCAGAGCAAUCUGUCUAAGUAUAAAACAGGACUUCAGCUGCUGGAGGACCGGAUUUAUCGGUGAUCAUAUUUAAUUUUGUAUUUAACCAGUACUUUUGGUGCUUACUUUCUUUAACUUUGUUUGGUUGCUAGGAAAUGAUAGAAAUGGAUAAUUGUACUUUAAAUAUGAGAUUUCUUGAUCUUGCAAGUAUAUGACCUUUUUUUUUUGUUAUUUAUUAUUAUCAAAUCCAAAAAGAAAAAGAAAAAGAAAAUGCAUGAUUCAUAAUUUUAGGCCUGAAAAGGAACUUCCUUCUCAAUUUGCCAUUGAGCUCCUAUCCUGUAGAUCUUUUGCAGCAUUUCUUUCUGAAAGUGUUGAUACUUUAAUCCCUUUACCUGAGGACUUCCCAAGUUCCUCCAGAAGGCAUUUACUUGUAUUUGGACUCUGGUGUUCCAUAGGAUUGACCAUUGACCUUCGACAUGCUCUAAAAUAGAGAUUUCAUAACCUUUUUUCUCCAAAUGCCUGCAGGGUUUUCAGAAUCGGGAUCCUACGUUGGAUCGUUGGCGGGGUUGGCAGGAUUGGAUCAUAGGAUCAGAUUGAGGAUUGUAAGAUUCCACUUAAAAUGUAAAAUUAAAAAAAAGGAGAGGAUGUUCCAUUGGACUUGAACCUAUGAUGGUUGGUCACAAAGGAUCAACCUUACUGUUGAUUCAAGGCUCGUCCUCUUACAAUGUAAAAUAUAUAUUUAAAAUUUAUGUAUGUGGAAUUUAUUACAAUUCUUAAGACUAAAAAUUUGGUUAGUAUAAGUAGGUAAAAGCCCAUUUUGGAAUGUAAGCUGCUAAAAUUCUUCGCUGCUUUUCCACUGUAAUUAGACUAUUACAGUGAUCACUCAUCAAUCCUCACUUAUCAAACAACAAAAAUUCAAAAA
This is a messenger RNA of Malania oleifera, 5306 nucleotides long. RefSeq names its product phosphatidylinositol 4-kinase alpha 1. Gene Ontology annotation, biological process: phosphatidylinositol phosphate biosynthetic process; phosphatidylinositol-mediated signaling. The transcript has 14 exons. Gene Ontology annotation, molecular function: 1-phosphatidylinositol 4-kinase activity. The coding region runs from base 374 to 4468 and encodes 1364 amino acids. Gene Ontology annotation, cellular component: cytoplasm; plasma membrane. Lineage: Eukaryota; Viridiplantae; Streptophyta; Magnoliopsida; Santalales; Ximeniaceae. The record is from RefSeq and is a predicted model, not a curated record.